This is a messenger RNA of Cylindrotheca closterium, 594 nucleotides long. The record is from the annotation of a GenBank genome assembly. NCBI's taxonomy places the organism in Eukaryota, Bacillariophyta, Bacillariophyceae, Bacillariales, Bacillariaceae.
AUGAUUUCUAUCCAACUCUUUGCUCUUCUGGCAACUCUGAUGGUUUCCAUUGGCGGCCACGUCCAUGCCUUUGUUGCCGUGGUUACGACGACCACAUUGGGCGAUCGUGAUUCUUCUGGUGUGACGACAACAACGACGGUUCGAAAGAUGGGAAUGAUAGACGACUUGAGUCUCAUUUUCAGUGACAAGGGCAAGAAGAAUCGCAAGGCAUAUGAGGAUAGACAACGACAAGAACAAGAAGAGGCUCAGCGAGCAAUUUUGGAGGCACGCCGCAAUCCAAACAAAAAGAAGGAAUAUCUACAGAAAGUUGACGAGCGAAGGAACAAAUUGGAUGCUGAGCGAGAUGUUUGGAGCUUCCAAAAGGAUUCCAGUGGAGCUGAUCCAUUGCAAACAUGGAGGGAAUUGCGAAGCUCUGGGAAAAUCAAGGCUGGGGAUGAUAUUGCCAGAGAUCCAACCUCAAGUCGACUCGGCAGUGCAGGAUUGCAAGAUAUCCGAACCGAUGACAAGUUGCCUUACAUUGACCAAGGAUAUGUAGACGAGAGUGCUGAUGUUUUCGCCAACCUGAAAAAUAUGUUUGGAGGCAAGAAGGAGUAG